Messenger RNA from Stegastes partitus (bicolor damselfish), 3565 nucleotides. It is a transcript of the gene rprd1b, whose product is annotated as regulation of nuclear pre-mRNA domain containing 1B. Gene Ontology annotation, molecular function: RNA polymerase II complex binding. The record is from RefSeq and is a predicted model, not a curated record. NCBI's taxonomy places the organism in Eukaryota, Metazoa, Chordata, Actinopteri, Pomacentridae. Bases 527 to 1513 code for a protein of 328 amino acids. The transcript is spliced from 7 exons. Gene Ontology annotation, biological process: mRNA 3'-end processing.
UUUUCGAGGCAAUCUUUUUGAUGAGUUAGGCGACCAAAGCCCAAGUGUGAGUUUUGCCGUGAGUCUUUCAUAGUUUUGUUUCAUAUGCUGGCUUGCUGAGAGGUUUUCGGCACGAAUAUUAGAGCAGCUGGUUUAAUUUAAACUCGGGUUAGGGCGCAGACUAGCGCGGGGCUGCACGGCUCUGCAGAUGGCUGCUUAGCUCGGCUGGCUAACGUUAGCUGGUGCUGUAAACAAACACUACACACAGUGAGGAAACAGCCGCAGGUAAAGCAGCUCACACUCUGAAGGUUUGUUCAGCACAUUGGGUCAAUAGUUCCUUUAGUGAAGCGCUAACACAGCGUUAGAAACCUGACGUUUGGCGGAGCGGGCUGCGGGAGGCUGCUUGCUGCUGCUUGUCUGCAACUUAACGACUCAACUUCAGUUUUGAUGACAGUGCGAGUUUCUCCAAAAUAGCUCGGAGCUCAUUGGCUUUAGAGCGGGUCGGAGUCAGUCCGGUCACCGGGGAAGCGCGCACUCGCACACCGGCAUGUCGUCGUUCUCUGAGCCCGCCCUGGAGAAGAAGCUGUCGGAGCUGAGCAGCUCGCAGCAGAGCGUCCAGACCCUGUCUCUGUGGAUCAUCCACCACCGCAAACACUCGGGCCUCAUCGUCAAAGUGUGGCACCGAGAGCUGAAAAAAGCUAAAAGCACCAGGAAGCUGACGUUCCUGUAUCUGGCUAACGAUGUCAUCCAGAACAGCAAGAAGAAAGGACCGGAGUUCACCAAAGACUUUGAGUCUGUGCUGGUCGAUGCCUGCUCCCAUGUUGCCAGUGAAGCAGACGAGAACUGUAAAAAGCACAUGGAGAGACUCCUCAACAUCUGGAAGGAGAGGAGCCUUUACAGGAGCGACUUCAUUCAGCAGCUCAAACUGGCCAUAGAAGACUCGAACAGCCCCAGACCUUCAGAAGAGAAGAAAGCUGUGAAACGAACCUAUCAGAAAAUCCAGGAAGACGAAGACGAUGAGGACGACGACUAUAGAAGCCAUGCUUCUCCUCACAGCGCAGACUCCUCUGCAACUCAGCUAACAGAGGAGCUGGUUAAAGCCCUGCAGGACUUAGAAAACGCCGCAUCAGGCGAUGCAGCUGUUCGCCAGAAGAUUGCUUCGUUGCCGCAAGAAGUUCAGGAUGUUUCCCUGUUAGAGAAGAUCACUGACAAAGAAGCAGCAGACAAGCUGUCAAAAACGGUGGAUGAAGCCUGUUUACUGCUGGCGGAGUACAACGGGCGACUGGCUGCAGAGCUGGAGGACCGCAGGCAGCUGGCCCGCAUGCUGACUGAGUACAUCACCAGCCAGAAGGAGGCACUAAUGGAGCGAGAGAAGAAACUAGAGGAAUACAAGCAGAAACUAGCGAGGGUGACCCAGGUGAGGAAAGAGCUCAAGUCCCACAUCCAGAGUCUCCCCGACCUUUCCCUGCUGCCCAACGUGACUGGAGGUCUGGCGCCGCUGCCUUCAGCCGGAGACCUCUUCUCCACUGACUGAGAGACAUUUGCCCGGACAAACUAACACCCCCGUGCCCCUCCCCAGCAAAACUCAGCCCCAUGUUUGACUCACAGAAGUUCUUCGAGCUGUGGACACAUGUGGUCAGACCUCUCGCAGAAGAGCAGCCGGCCCACCUGCUAGCAAACCUGCAGGUCCAAUGGAAGGUUUGGUCAAAUCAAAACGCUCUGCAGAGGAGAACAGAGACUCCGUCAGCCUGGAUUUAUUUUCCCACACUGGCUUGAUCAUCGAGGAUUCCACUUCACCAGCUUGGAACAAGUUUCUUUCCUGAUUUUUAAAAAAAAAUAGUAGUUUUGUUUUAAAUGCUGGAAAUGUCAGCAGUUUUCAGGGGGAGGGGCGGGUUGAAGAAGCAAUGUGUAGACAUGAAUGUUGUUUGUCAGGACGUGUCAAUCAGAGCAUAUUUUUUUUGAUUUAGUGAGCAAAGAAGGGCUCUCUAAAUUCCUAUAGGUCGUGACUACACUGUGAAGAGGACGUACCAUUCAUUAGUUUUAUUAUUUGGCUUUCAGUUGGUGGCUUUUUAUUGACCCUUAGUCAGACAGGUGGUUUUGAUGUGUGUGUGUGUGUGUGUGUAUGUGUGUGUGUGUGUGUGUGUACUUAGAGAACUGGGUUUAGCGUACAUGGUUUUUUUUUUUUGGUUGUUUCGACAGCUGUUACACACUCAUCUCACUGACACUUCGUAGAGUCUGAUUAAACAGAAUGAUUUUUUUGAAGUCGAGACACAUUCUUGUUUUCCGUGUUUCCAUUUUUAAGCAUUUUUCGCAUUUGUAGACGAAAAAUCCGAAGCGUGGGACUGUGUGCAACUGCUUUCAUGCUUGAAUUUGGACAGACGCUUGAAAUAGGCCUCUUCUGUUAAUUUGAGGUUUGAGUUUGGCCGAGCAAAUCCUUGAAGUUAGAUAAAAGCAUUUCAAAGUUUUCUUUAAGAGAAACUGUCUAAAAGAAAGUAUCUUCUUAAAGAGGGAAGGUAAUGGUGGGAAAGUAUUAAAGGUGGUAAUGUUUUAGUGUCUGCAGGGUUGAGCAAUGUGGAAACCAAUUACCAAGACAACCAAACUAUGCUUAAUUAUUAACAGCAUUGAAUUCCCACAAUGAUUAAACUGACCAUUAGUUGCUACAUAUUGCUCAGUCCUGCUUGUGUCUAGAUGUCCAGUGAUUAAAUAUAUAAUGGAUUCGUUUCUGCAGUCCCCUUUUAUGUAUGUGUGUUUUAAAAUAGGUGAUGAAUCACAUCUCAGGCCUAAUGAUUUAGAUUUUGCAUUCAGGAAGAGUAAGCGAGUCCCCAAAGUAGUAUUUUAGUUUCAACAUUAAAAGCCAGAACAACACGCAUCAUCCGUUUAACUCAUGUCUGAUGUGUGUGUGUGUGUGUAUUCAGAAAGGAAAAAAAACAAAACAUUUAUGGAGAAGUUUUACGAUAAAAAGGUCAGCGAUGUUUACUCAGACAAACCACUCGUUUUGUCGAAGCUUUCAGAAGCACACGGCGGCUCCUGCUGCUGGAGGGACGAGCGUUCUCUCAAGGAAAAAGAAGAUUCUAGCAGCUGUAACGUACCUGCUGAUGCAACAGGCUCUGGUGAGAAAUGCUGCUGCGAAUCCUUCUCGGUAAACGUCUGUCAGCAACCACAAAGUAUCUGAAACGGCAGGUAAAAACAAACAGCUUCAGCUUUGUUUGUCAAACCAAAAAGGUGUUGGAUGUAUUCAUUAGUGUCACUACUGAGGCCACGAGACGUGUUCUGGUUUGGACCCCAAUGUUAAAUCUGCUUUCUGUAGCCUUGGAUGUCAAAUUCUGAUGCAUCAUUUGAUUCAGCUUUACGUUAAAUAAGUGUUGAUCACAGCUGCUGUAUACCGGGAAGGAUUUCAGCAACAUUUUAACCCAGAUGUGCUUCACUGUAGAUAUUAUUUAGAUAUUUUCUUACCUACUUGCUGUGUGGUAUGCGCUUCUCUCUGUGGAAUCAUACUGUACUACCAAGACUCUACCAGUAGGGGCAGCGGUUUUCUGUAAUGAAAGUGAUUCAGUGGACGCCAAUAAACUGGAACCAUUUGAACAAA